AUGAUCGAUCUCAUCGAGUCAUUCUUACCUCUUCAAAUUAGUCGACGCAUUCCAUUCGCUCCUGCUGAUGGACUGGAGUACGAAGACGAGGAAGACCUGCGUCUGUUUUCCAUGCAACCCAUCGAGGACUCACAAUUCGACAGCCGACUUCGCUAUGUGAACGGCACGAAAUUUAGACCUCCUCUGUUCCGAUUUGCUUGGCCCAUCGACGAUGCACACAUGUUGAAGAUCAUAUUGGCGAAAUUUCCAGAUGCCAUCAAAACGACUUCCCGCCCUUUCAAAGGGCCCUUGCCAAACCCAGUCCCUGAAGAAUACCAGCAACUGUUCGAGUACCCAGACAACCCGAGACCCGAGACGGAAAUUGGGUAUCUCGACCUUACUCUUCCCAGUCGAGACCUCGUCCACGCCCUGGCGAAACACAUCGAUUUGCCUAGAAAGUACGUGCAUCUAGUCAGAUGGGUCCCCUUGUGCGACAAAGACGCAGAGGGGAUGUUCGGCCUCCAGGUUGGAACGAACUACCACCACCGCACUUCAUGGGAAUGGAUUGAAAAGCUGAAGGCGGUCCUCGAGAUCGACGAAGACCCGAUGUGGUACCUUGAUCAGGAGAGGUUGUACUGGCGUCGUGUCAUCCCGCUCCCAGAAGAUGUACCCUCCAAUUCAUACUUCCAUGACGAGGAUGGACUCUAA
Epithele typhae is the source of this 687-nucleotide messenger RNA. RefSeq lists its product as uncharacterized. Bases 1 to 687 code for a protein of 228 amino acids. Lineage: Eukaryota; Fungi; Basidiomycota; Agaricomycetes; Polyporales; Epitheliaceae. The transcript is spliced from 3 exons. The record is from RefSeq and is a predicted model, not a curated record.